UAUACCCAUACACACCGCUCGCGUCAAGUGUUUGUAGAGAGCGGAGAGAGAGAGAGAGAGAGAGAGAGAGAGAGAGAAACCCUAGUUUCUCCGGUUCUCUGCAGCGGUUCUUCAGUGAGCAGUCGAGGUCUCUGCUGCGCCUUAGGGUUUCGUGUAAGGAUCAAAAUGGCUGUGGAGAUCACCCAAAUUCUCUUGUCUGCUCAAUCAGCUGAUGCAAAGAUCCGGACGGAGGCUGAGGUUAACCUCAAACAGUUCCAAGAGCAAAACCUACCAUCUUUUCUUCUCUCUUUGUCAGUUGAGCUCUCAAGUACUGACAAACCAAUAGAAUCCCGUAGAUUGGCAGGUAUUGUACUUAAAAAUUCAUUGGAUGCUAAAGAUGCUGUUAGGAAGGAACAUCUUGUUCAACAGUGGGUAGCAAUUGACAUGUCUGUCAAAUCCAAGAUCAAAGACAUGCUCUUAAGUACUCUUGGAUCUUCAGCUCCUGAGGCAAGGCACACUUCAGCCCAAGUAAUUGCUAAAGUUGCUUUUAUUGAAAUUCCUCGAAAGGAGUGGCCUGAGCUCAUUGGAUUAUUGCUCCUCAAUAUGACCCAACAAGAAAGGCCUCCUCCAUUAAAACAAGCAACCUUGGAAACACUUGGAUAUGUUUGUGAGGAGAUAUCACACCAGGAUCUUGUGCAAGAUGAAGUCAAUUCUGUCCUCACUGCUGUAGUUCAAGGCAUGAGUGUUGUUGAGUAUGGCCCUGAAGUCCGCCUAGCAGCAACUAAGGCCCUAUAUAAUGCUCUUAAUUUUGCACAGACCAACUUUGAGAAUGAGAUGGAGCGGAAUUACAUUAUGAAGGUUGUUUGUGAGACAGCCGUGGCCAAAGAGUCUGAGAUCAGGCAAGCUGCUUUCGAAUGCCUUGUUUCAAUAGCAUCAAUGUACUAUGAUGUGCUUGAACCAUACAUGCAGACCAUCUUUGUGCUUACCUCAAAUGCAGUCAAAGGCGAUGAGGAAGCUGUUGCCCUUCAAGCAAUUGAAUUUUGGAGCUCCAUUUGUGACGAAGAGAUAGAACUUCAAGAGUAUGAGGUUGCUGAACGGGGGGAUUCUGUCCCUCCGCAUUCCUGCUUCAUUGAGAAGUCUCUCCCUUCUUUAGUUCCUAUGUUGUUGGAGACUUUAUUGAAACAGGAGGAGGAUCAAGACCAAGAUGAUACUACUUGGAAUAUAUCCAUGGCUGGUGGGACAUGUCUAGGUCUUGUUGCUAGGACUGUUGGAGAUUCUAUUGUUCCCCUUGUAAUGCCAUUUGUGGAGGCUAAUAUAUUGAAGACAGACUGGCGAUCUCGUGAGGCAGCUACUUAUGCAUUUGGCUCGAUCCUUGAAGGACCAAGUGUUGAGAAGCUUGCCCCAAUGGUCAAUGCAGGCUUGGAGUUUCUUCUUAAUGCGAUGAAGGAUGAUAACAGCCAUGUUAAGGACACAACUGCUUGGACACUUAGCCGUAUUUUUGAGUUGUUGCACACUCCAUCUGCUGGAUUCUCUGUGAUUUCUCCAGCAAACCUCCAGCAUGUAGUGGGGGUUUUGUUGGAGAGUAUUAAUGAUGCUCCCCAUGUAUCUGAGAAGGUUUGUGGUGCCAUCUACUACCUUGCGCAGGGUUAUGAAGAUGCUGGCACUAGCUCUUCCUUUCUCACUCCGUAUAUUCCAGAUGUUGUAAAAUGUCUUCUUGCAACUGCUGACCGGACAGAUGGUAGCGACUCUAAGCUCAGGUCCUCUGCAUAUGAGACACUGAAUGAGGUAGUUAGGUGUUCAAAUCUGGAAGAAGCAUCUAGCAUUGUAGCACAGCUACUCCCUGUCAUCAUGACUAAAUUGGGGCAAACAGUUGAAUUUCAAAUUGUGUCCUCGGAUGAUAGGGAAAAGCAAGGGGAUUUGCAAGCUCUUCUUUGUGGUGUUCUUCAGGUUAUUAUCCAGAAACUUAGCAGUGCUGAUGAGACCAAGGCUGUAAUAUUGCAGGCAGCCGAUCAGAUUAUGAUAUUGUUCCUCAAGGUGUUUGCUUGUCGUAGUUCUACUGUGCAUGAGGAAGCAAUGCUCGCCAUUGGUGCACUGGCUUAUGCUACUGGACCAGAGUUUGGGAAAUAUAUGCCAGAGUUCUAUAAAUAUCUGGAGAUGGGCUUACAAAAUUUUGAGGAAUAUCAAGUUUGUGCUAUCUCAGUUGGGGUGGUUGGUGAUAUUUGUCGAGCUUUGGAUGAUAAGAUCUUGCCUUACUGUGAUGGAAUCAUGACACACCUUCUGAAGGAUCUAUCAAGUGGUGAGCUGCACCGAUCUGUCAAGCCUCCCAUAUUCUCCUGUUUUGGUGAUGUUGCUCUGGCAAUUGGAGAACACUUCGAGAAGUAUCUUCCUUAUGCAAUACCAAUGAUGCAGGGAGCUGCUGAGAUCUGUGCCCGAAUGGACAAUAAUGAUGAGGAGAUGGUAGAAUAUGGCAACCAGCUUAGACGCAGCAUCUUGGAAGCCUAUUCUGGAAUUCUCCAGGGAUUCAAGAAUUCCAAGCCUGACCUAAUGUUGCCCCAUGCUGCACAUCUCAUGCAGUUUGUAGAAUUAGUUUGCAGAGACAGACAAAGGGAUGAGGCUGUGACAAAAGCUGCUGUUGCAGUCUUGGGCGAUCUUUCUGAUGCACUCGGUUCGAACGUGAAGACACUAUUAAAGGAUCACUCAUUCUGCACUGAAUUUUUAGGUGAGUGUCUUGAAUCUGAUGAUGAACAGCUCAAGGAGACCGCAACAUGGACCCAAGGGAUGAUUGGACGUGUUUUUUCUGUCGCUGGGUAACAUAAAAUGUUAGCUUCCCACCCCCCAUUCUUUGUUCAUGCAACUAGCCUCUUUUUCUCUGUUGAAGUUGGGUGUCGGGGUACUGAAAAAUCAGCUGGGUUCAUCUUCUUGGGUCUUUAUGAUGCGGACGUUCUGAACUGGUGAAAUGUUUUACCAUCCGCCAUGUAUGGGAGUUGGAAAGGUUUUCCCUUCAGAUAGUUUAGCAAUGAGGUUACCUGUGGAGGUGGCCUGAUAUUCUUGUAAACUCUAUUUAGUUCUUUAUGGGUCUAGUUGAUGGUUCUUUAUCACAAGCUUUUGUCCUCAACCUCUUCUUUCACAUGCCUUUUUCUACCAGGUGCAGCUCCCGGGGCUGUAGAAAGAACUAUAUAAAUGAUUCAAAUGUUUUGUUCCUCUGCUUACCAAAAGCAAGAAAGAAAA
This is a messenger RNA of Diospyros lotus (date-plum), 3207 nucleotides long. Its product is annotated as importin subunit beta-1. Gene Ontology annotation, molecular function: nuclear import signal receptor activity; small GTPase binding. Gene Ontology annotation, cellular component: cytoplasm; nucleus. Lineage: Eukaryota; Viridiplantae; Streptophyta; Magnoliopsida; Ericales; Ebenaceae. Gene Ontology annotation, biological process: protein import into nucleus. The record is from RefSeq and is a predicted model, not a curated record.